Necator americanus (New World hookworm) is the source of this 369-nucleotide messenger RNA. RefSeq lists its product as uncharacterized. Bases 1 to 369 code for a protein of 122 amino acids. The transcript has a single exon. NCBI's taxonomy places the organism in Eukaryota, Metazoa, Nematoda, Chromadorea, Rhabditida, Ancylostomatidae. The record is from RefSeq and is a predicted model, not a curated record.
AUGCAAUUAGCAUUUCUGGAGCUUGAAACCGCUUUCGACUUUCCUCAUCGAGGCCGUCUUCUCAACGUGCUCCGCGCAGAUGGAGUAGCAGGAAAGUUCGUUCGUCUACCUGAUGACAUAAAUCAGCGGACAACUGCUGCAGUUCGAACACCAGCCGGAUGUACUACAUCGUUUAAGGUGGUAACUGGAGUAAGACAAAGGACAGUGGCAGGACCCUUCCUGUUCAAUUUUGCCAUCGACGACAUUAUGCAAAGAACAGUAGACCAGUGUCCUGCCGAUAUCACUCUAGCACCAUCAGGACGCCCCCUGACCGAACUCGAGUACGCCGACGAUGUUGUUAUAUUCGCGGAAAGCAGUACAAAAUUUUAG